AUGGCUUCCAUACAAACCGCGACUCUACUUUCUUCUUCUUUUUCUUGCUUGUCUUCAAGGAAAGUAAAUGCCGCAAUCCAUGUCCCAAAGCUUCCAAGAGUCAAUGUCUCAUUGCCAAAGAUACCUACCAUCACUACAAGAAAGUUUGUUGAGGGGUUAACAUUCACAGACUCGGUCCCAUUACUUGAUCAAAAGAAUGUCAUCCCUAGCACACAGUUAAACGAUGAUUUAUCCAAUUCUACACCCUCUAUGUGCACCAUGCAACUCUACGCAAUCUUAGAUGCCGUAGCUGACAGAAUUGAAAUGCACAAAAACAUUGGUGAGCAGCGUGACAAUUGGAACACCCUCCUCUUGAACAACAUCAACAUGAUUACACUCACUGCUGCAACAAUGGCUGGUGUUGCAGCCGCAAGUGGUGCAGGUGCACCCCUUUUGGCUCUGAAACUAUCGUCCACUCUUUUGUUUUCUGCCGCCACUGGAAUGUUGCUCGUCAUGAACAAGAUUCAGCCCUCACAGCUCGCUGAGGAACAGCGCAAUGCCACAAGGUUGUUUAAACAGCUUCAGACCCAAAUCCAAACCACACUUUCUCUUGGAAAUGCUACAGAGGAAGAUGUGAAGGGUUCAAUGGAGAAGGUUCUGGCGCUUGACAAAGCUUAUCCACUUCCAUUGUUGGGAGCCAUGCUUGACAAAUUUCCUGCAAAAUUUGAACCUGCUGCUUGGUGGCCUUCAACUCAGUUCCAAAGGAAAAAUAAAAGCCACGAACGAAAAGUGAAAAGCAGGAGAAAUGGAUGGAGUGAAGAACUAGAAAUGGAAUUGAGGGAAGUUGUUGAAGUGGUAAAGAACAAAGACAUUGAGGACUAUGAGAGGCUAGGAAACAUAGCGUUGAAAAUCAACAAGGGUUUGGCCAUAGCAGGCCCUUUACUCACUGGCAUUGCAGCAGUGGGAUCUGCAUUUGUGGGCAAUGGAUCAAUGGCAGGUAUAGUGGCAGUGAUGGCUGGGUCAUUAGCUGCAGCCAUUAAUGCUUUUGAGCAUGGAGGGCAAGUCGGUAUGGUGUUUGAAAUGUACAGAUAUUGUGGCGGAUUCUUUCAUCUGUUGGAAGAGACAAUUGAAGGUGCAGUGGAAGAGAAAGACUUUGAGAAAAGAGAAAAUGGGGAGCUCUUUGAAAUGAAGAUGGCUUUGCAAUUGGGAAGAAGUGUGUCACAGCUGAGAGAACUCGCCGCAAAAUCAGCUUCCUGUCGAACGGAGGGAAUAGCUGUGGAUGAAUUUGCCAGCAAAUUGUUCUAA
Molecule: messenger RNA, 1284 nt
Organism: Abrus precatorius (Indian licorice)
Lineage: Eukaryota; Viridiplantae; Streptophyta; Magnoliopsida; Fabales; Fabaceae
Product: probable F-box protein At4g22030
Exons: 1
Coding region: 1-1284 (427 amino acids)
Source: RefSeq, a predicted model, not a curated record